AUGCUACAAUUUGAAGACAUAUCAAACGAUUUAAUCCUCUGUGUUUGGGAUCAAUUAGUGGCCGCUGAUGUUAUGUACAGUUUCUUCAAUCUUAAUAGUCGUAUUAAUUCCUUGCUAUUACAAUUUUGUGGACUCUACAAACAGCUAGAUUUACGUUAUUGUUCGUUAUCAGCUUGUCGUUUUUUUUGCCGUCAAGUACCAACUAUGAUUGAAUGGCGUCUCAACCUUACUGUUCUUAAAUUAGGUAAUCGUUAUCGAUGUUCUCAAACGAAUAUGUUGGCCAAGGAAGUGAUAAAAUCAUUUGUCGCAAAUCAUUUUACAAAGAGAGAAAAAUCAUGUCAUAACGCACCGGAAGAUAUCUUUCAGAUCUUAAUAACAAAUAACAAGGACAUACAACCGAUAUUUCCUCAAUUGAUAUCUUUCAUAGUUUUCCAACCGAUACCUAUUAGUGAUGUUUAUCGAGACGCUUUAUUAUUUAUUGUGGCUAAUGGAUCAUUGUUGCGUACAUUUGCUUGGAAUUCAUGCCGUAAACAAACUCAUCAUUCAAAAACUUUUUUCGAUUGGUUAUUUCGACGUUCAAUUAAUCUUGUUAGUUACAAACUAAGCACUCCACCAUGUGAAAACGGUUUUGAACUCAAAUACGAACAUACACUUAUUAAUACUUAUGUUCCUCAUUCUUCUCUCAUCUAUUUGACAAUUAAUAUUCUUAACUUAUCUACACUUCAUACACUUCUUCAUUAUCUUCCUCAACUUGAACAUUUAGAUGUGUAUAUUAGCAGUAUUUGUCAUUCAAAUAAUACUGAGAAUCAAAAAUUAAAUUAUCCACGAAAUCUUCGAGUAAUCAAUUUGAGGCAUUUUAUAAUUGAAGGACAAGACUGCAGUUGUCUUGAGCAGUUAAUCGAUAAAUUUGUUAAUACAUUAGAGAAAUUUUCUUUGUAUUUAAGUCAUUAUUGUAAUGGCGACAUUGAUAUGUGUUUCAAUGGUUAUCGUCUAGCUAGUCUUUGCAAUAAAUUAUCUCGUUUGAAAUCGAUUCAUUUUGCUAUUCAAAUUCCAUUUAUGGAAGAACCAACUUAUCGAAUAUUAUCCGAUUUCAUUCAAGCUUUUCGCAAACCUUUUUGA
Adineta steineri is the source of this 1119-nucleotide messenger RNA. The record is from the annotation of a GenBank genome assembly. Lineage: Eukaryota; Metazoa; Rotifera; Eurotatoria; Adinetida; Adinetidae.